UAGUUCCAUCGUUCUGAUCCUCAGGUCAAGAAAGUGAAAGUUAAGAGAUAGUUGAGAGCCAUGACUGGAAGAGAGGCCUCUGAUGGAAAACCAAAGGGGAAAACCUUAGCCCCUAGUAUUGGAAACGAGAAAUCAGUGAGACUGAACGGAUCUGGUUUUAAAUCUAAAGGCUUCGCCAUCACAGAUCUCCUUGGUUUGGAGACGGAGUUGCAGCCCUCCGCUGGUCCUGGAGUCGGUUCCAAUGGAGAGGGUCACGGUGCCAGGAUGGGAGGAUUUGCGUUUGCAGGGGGGUCCUUGCCCCUCGGUCUGGGGUUCCUGUGCAGUUUGGCAGCCCAGCAACCCUCGGGAGCACCCUGCUUCCUUCCGCGUCACAUCCCUCUUCUUCAAACCAGGACAGAAAGCCAGUUUAUGCAGAAUGUGGAGCAACACAAGGAAAACUACUCCGACGAUGACAGUUUUUCCGGAGACACCAACGACCUCAAAAACUCAGCAAACUCCCAGAAUAAGAGGAAAAAGAGGCGACACAGGACAGUAUUUACUGCUCUUCAGCUGGAAGAGUUGGAGAAGGCGUUCCACGAAGCUCACUACCCCGAUGUCUAUGCAAGAGAAAUGUUAGCUAUGAAAACGGAAUUGCCUGAAGACAGAAUACAGGUGUGGUUUCAAAACCGGAGAGCAAAGUGGAGGAAGCGUGAGAAAUGCUGGGGUAGAAGCAGCGUGAUGGCUGAAUACGGGUUAUAUGGAGCAAUGGUGAGGCAUUCCAUACCGCUUCCAGAAUCAAUUAUCAACUCAGCGAAAACUGGAAUGAUGGGAUCUUGCGCCCCCUGGCUGCUCGGUAUGCACAAAAAGUCUUUAGAUCCAGCAAAGAAGCCCAACAACAUAUCAGAAUCAAGUCAUUCUGAAUCUGGUUUAGAAGAAAUGAAAGUGAAAGACAGCAACAUCGAGUGGGCAAAUAAUGCAAAUACAGUGGAAGAGUCCGAGGAUAUGGCAAUUGACCUUUCCAGCACUGCAAAACAGGACAACAAAAGCACUUUGAAACCGUCUAACAUGAAGUCACAACAUGAAUCAGACAGCGAAAGCUAAAUGCGUAUAGAUUAUGCAGUUUUAACGGACACUGACUAUGAGUAUCUUCUAAAAAAGAUACAUUUUGUAAUGUUAUGUGUAUUAAUUUAAAAUAUCAGUGAUAGGGGUUAUUGGAUCCAUUUGUAUUUAAACAGUAUUUGUGAGAAAAGCACUUCUUUUUAAUACAGAAUAUCAAGAAAUGUAUAAAUGUUACAUUUAAACUAUACCUCUCUUGAAAGUGUUUCACUUGUUGUAUAUAAUGUAGUUCCUAUAAAGCUUUAGCUUUCUAUAUAUGCAGAUUUAUAAGAAACACCCGUAGCAAUAUUUUUUUUUUAAUAGGCUAGAAUGAAUGGAGCAUAAAUAAAGAUAAAAAACCAGCAAGACCUCUAUAUAUGUAUUGUUAUGCAAUGAGUUUGUAUACCUUUGAAUGCUCUUAUGCACAAUAGUGGAUCUUUUUUUUUAAUAUAAAAACAAAGCCAUAUAUAUAUAUAUAUAUAUAUAUAUAUAUAUAUAUAUAUAUAUAUAUAUAUA
This is a messenger RNA of Acipenser ruthenus (sterlet), 1590 nucleotides long. It is a transcript of the gene vsx1, whose product is annotated as visual system homeobox 1 homolog, chx10-like. The transcript is spliced from 5 exons. Gene Ontology annotation, biological process: regulation of DNA-templated transcription. Gene Ontology annotation, molecular function: DNA-binding transcription factor activity, RNA polymerase II-specific; transcription cis-regulatory region binding. Gene Ontology annotation, cellular component: nucleus. Lineage: Eukaryota; Metazoa; Chordata; Actinopteri; Acipenseriformes; Acipenseridae. The record is from RefSeq and is a predicted model, not a curated record. Bases 61 to 1080 code for a protein of 339 amino acids.